Messenger RNA from Aureobasidium musti, 744 nucleotides. The record is from the annotation of a GenBank genome assembly. Lineage: Eukaryota; Fungi; Ascomycota; Dothideomycetes; Dothideales; Saccotheciaceae.
AUGCCAUUCGCCAAGGUCAAUUACAAAACCCUGUACUAUAAAGACUGGUCACCCAAGGAUGAUUCGGCUCCUCGAGCAACACUUGUCAUGGGUUACCGCUGCAUCACUUUCGACAUGACCGGAUCAGGUCUCUCGCCUUAUUCCUACGUCGAACAAAGUAUCCACAGCCUAGCAGAGGACGUGAUUGCCCUGAUGGAUGUACUAUCAAUCGACAAAGCAGUGUUCGUGGGCCACAGCAUGUCUGGCAUAGUUGGCCCUGAGCUGGCAGCCGAGUGGGCAGAUCGCAUCCAAGGACUCAUCUUAGUAGGACCAGUAUGGCCUACAUCAGAAGUCGCACCCGUGUUCGAAGACCGCAUCAAUAAAGUCGCAGACAAAGGAAUGGAUGUCAUGGCUGAUACAGUACCCUAUGCUGCAGUAGGGUCGAAAGCAAAUUCUCUACACCAUGCUUUCAUCAGGGAACUACUGCUUGGAAUGGAUCCUGCUGGAUAUAUCAGUUUGUGUAGGGUGAUUGCCAAUGCGCACAAGUCACCACCAAAGUAUGGCAAGGUUACGUGUCCGACGCUUGUUAUUGCUGGAGAGGAGGAUAAGAGUGCACCUGUGGCUGGAUGUGAGAAGAUUAUCGAUGCGCUUGGUUCGAGCAAGAAAGACAUGGUUGUUAUGAGCAAGUGCGGUCACUGGCACUGCAUCGAAGAUCCAUCAGAGGUUGGAAAGUUGUCUAUCGAGUUUCUGAAGCAGAUAUCAUAG